Paramecium primaurelia is the source of this 1033-nucleotide messenger RNA. NCBI's taxonomy places the organism in Eukaryota, Ciliophora, Oligohymenophorea, Peniculida, Parameciidae. The record is from the annotation of a GenBank genome assembly.
AUGAAAUCUAUAAAACAUAAAAAUAUUGUAGAAUUCAAAGACAUUUAAUAAAACAGGGAUUCAAUAAAUAUGAUAAUAGAAUAUGGAGAUUUAUAAAUGUUUAUUAAAACAAAUUAUCCAUCUAAAACAUUACCUGAAUCUAAAACCAAAUAAAUUGUACUUCAAUUACUUGAUGCCAUGAAAUACUUACGUUUAAAAAAUAUUGUCCAUCGUGAUCUCAAAUUAGCAAAUAUACUAAUAAAUGAAUAAAUGUAAAUUAAAUUAGCUGAUUUUGGUUAUUCUAAAUCUCUAAUAAAUAAUGAAUUGUUAUAAAUAUAUUGUGGUACACCUACAACAAUGGCUCCAGAAAUAUUAAAGUAAUUAUAAUUUCUAUUAAAAAAAAUUAGAAAUUCUAAAUCCUAUAAUCAUAAAUGUGAUAUAUGGUCAUUAGGAGUAAUAUUAUAUCGAAUUCUAUAUGGUUAUCCUCCAUUUGUUUCUUCGAAAGGAACAGCUCAAGACUUGCUCUUAACAAUUUAAAAUAAUAAUGUAUACUUAAUUUUUAUUACAAUAGCAUUAAUUUACAUAACAUAUCUUUUUAUCUGCAGAAUGUAAAGAUUUAUAAAAGAAAAUGUUAGUAGUAGAUUCAAAAAAUAGAAUUAAUUUUGAAGAUCUUUUUAAACAUCAAUGGUGUUAUUAAGAUAAUAUUGAUUAAGAGAAAUCUUUAUUCAAAGUUAAUCUUCCAUAACAUUAAGAUUUUCUUAAAAAUCUCAAUUAUUCUAUUAUUUUAUACUAAUAACAAUUAACUCAGAUUGUUUAAAGUAUUUCAUUUAUUGAAAAUAAAUAUUAAGAUCUAAAAUAAUUUUGUUAAAGAUUUAAGAAUUCUCUAGACAAAGCAUUUUCUACUUUUUAUCUAAAAAUCUACUAUUAAAAUUAAAUUUUUUUAAUAAAAGUUCCUUAAAUAUUAAUUAUAAAUAAGAAUUACUUGUUUUUCUUAUAAAUAUCUAUGAAAAAGCAUUAUAAAAUAAUAUCAACAUUUAAGAAUUUGUUAGCUUGA